This is a messenger RNA of Homalodisca vitripennis (glassy-winged sharpshooter), 4335 nucleotides long. RefSeq lists its product as uncharacterized. The coding region runs from base 332 to 2521 and encodes 729 amino acids. NCBI's taxonomy places the organism in Eukaryota, Metazoa, Arthropoda, Insecta, Hemiptera, Cicadellidae. The transcript has 9 exons. The record is from RefSeq and is a predicted model, not a curated record.
UAGAUUGUGACUUGGAACUUGGAGUUGAUGUAGACGUGGAUUUUUAUAGGCUAUUUUAUUGUCGAUGUAAUAAUACUUGAAGGUUUUAUUUUGAUUGGGUUUUGCCAAAUAUUGUAUCAUAUAAAGAUUAUAAAAGUUAAAAUGUCACAUAGUACUGGGAAUGUAACUAAUAAAAGUGCAAUAAACUUUGAGCUAGAGAAAAAGAAAGAAUUAGAAAGAAGAAAAAUAUUUACGUCUUUUACAGGUUCGUCAACAAUCCAAAGAUUUUGCUAGUAAACUAAGAGAAAAUAUUAAAGAAGAAACAAUCAACCAGAAAAACAAGAUUUGUGAGAUGAAGAGGAAACAAAUACAAGAAAAACGAUUAGAAGAACUUAACCGUCUCAGAGAUAUCUAUGAAAUUUGUCUCAAGUCUGUCGGAGAGGGCCACAGAGAAGCAUCUAAGCAACCAAAUAUCACUUCUAAAGCCGUGGAAAAUGAAACACAAAGAGCUAUCAAAGCAGCUUCAAGAGGGGCUGAAGCAAGAAAACAGCAACUUAAAAAUGAAGCUUUACAUCAGCAGCAAAUUGAAGCACCUAUCAAACAGAAAAGAAAGACGAGAAAUAAAGAAAAUUUAAGGUCAUUUUAUGUAUCAUCUCUGCCAAAGCAUUCACAACUACCUGUAGAUUCAUUAAAACCACAGAAAUCCAGUAAUGAAGUCAGUCCACCAGCUGUCGUACCGCAGGUUUUGCAAGAAGUUCCUAGCAAUUUAGUGGUCUCUCAAGCCUCUUCAACAGGAUCUUUGAUUUCUGAUGAAAAACCUGAAAACGAAAAAUCUGCUAAAAGAAAUUUAAAUGUUAAAUGUCAAAAUCAAAAGAAAGCAAACACAGAACAAGUGAUAACGGACCUCAAUCAGGAGGAGGAUAAUUGUAGUUCAUCACCAAAGGAAUGUUGUUGUGACUAUGUUGUCUGCAGUUGUCAUAAUAGUCCUCCAGUCUCUUUCAGAAGACGUUGUCAGUCAGAAACAAGAUUGAGCAGUGAGGUCAGUCUUGAAUUGGGAAUACAUCAUCCACGCAAAACUAAGACAAGAAGUCGUUCUUGCUCUCCAAGAAGUGUUAGAGCUCUUAAUUAUCUUGAUGCUGGUAACCUCUUUGAGAGUAAUCAACGCAAUUUUGUGACUGUAACUCAUCAUUCCUCUCCUCCGAAGUCAAAGGAAGAUUUAGCAACAUUUAUUGAUUUAAAGAAGAAAGGCUGCAGUACAAAGAGUAAUUACACUAAGGAAAUAAAAGAAAAAAUUGAGGAAAGAGGUAAAAAAGCCUUAAAGAGAGAACAUCUCAAAAAAGACUUUCAACAGCUACUCCAUGACUUGAAGAAUCUUACUCGCAGAAAGCAGAUUCUGAAGAGUAGAAUAAAAACAAAACCUAGAAUCUAUCAAAGAGAAAGAGAUGUUUUGGCUAGAAAUGAAAAUAAACAGAAAAAAUUAGCUGGUGCAUUUGAAACCCUGCUUCAUACAGAAAAAUCCAAGCAGUCCAAAAUAUCAGGUUCUCCGCAUGAAACAACAUCAAAAACUACUAAUGAUUCCCCACCACCGACUCUAAAUCUUGCGCUGUGUCAACACGUCGACAUGCCACAGCUACCAGUAAUACCAGAAGAUAGUUGUGUUGAGACAGAGAGACAACCUCACAGGACUUCACCCAAGUCAGGAUCUCGAGGAACCAGUUCCAGAUCCCCGUCUCCUACACACUCAGCAGAUCACAGCUACCACGUAAAUUCUCUGGUUUCUGUUCGUACUGAACCUUCUGGAAACAUACAUGUUAUUGUAAAACCACCAAAUAAAGGGGCAAAACACAAGAAAAAAUGUAAAAAGUUUGAGACACCUCCAACAGACUCCAGUACAUCAAGUUACUGUGAUCCACCAGAUCAGUUGACAGCUUCUGAGUUAGAGCUUAUAGAAAAUUUGAAGAAAAUGUUCAAAAAAACUGAUUUGAAAAAGGACUUGAGAAAAUAUAUUGAAAAAUUGUUAACUAUGCGGCGGGAGAGUAUAGAUUGUUUGGAUAUACAAGGAAGCUCCAAAAACCAACCACUAAAUACUAAACAAAAGAUAGAAAAUAGCUUAGUCGAAGUUAGUGACCUAUCUGACCAUCUUGCCGACAAACUAGAUGAAUUAGCAGAGAUUUACAAGCAAUGCAAACGUCAAACUCAACGUCCUCCCCCAACUGGUGAUCAGCAUAGGCAAUUACCAUUACCUGAAUGUCCUCGUUCCUCAUGUAAACCCUCACGAUGUUCUAGAAUCUGUCCUAGCGAGAGAACCUACUCCCCUACACCCAUCCCUAAACCCAAUACUCUGACAAAAAGAAGAGUCUUGCCAUGCCCAAAAGCAAACUCGUCAAGCCGUCCUCGUGAGAAUUUUGAAACUCAAUCUCAACCUGAAAAUCCUGGAGGUUUCCAAACACCAUUUGGACUUUCAUCAAAUCUGCUACCCCUUCCAAGUGAACAACAGACUCCUGCUUUUACUUGUCCUCGAGGAUCAAAUUUACACAGAUAGACGUGUGCUGGGUUCAUGGAUGGACUGGACAAAUAGAAAGAGACUGUCAUUCAAUGUUGUAAACCUGAUUGGUGUGUAAGAGAGGGAUUAAUGUUUGGCCAUGUGCUGGAUAUAGAAAAAUACAACGGAUAUGAUCAUACCUUUAAACACAGGAUCAGUGAUGUUGCCAUUACUGUAUGAUCAUAUUUCAUGAAAGUGAUUCACUAUCCUGCCAUCUCUCAGCUCUCUUGUUGGGGAUUUUUACUGGCAUUAAACAUGUCUCUCUUGUGACUAUCAUGAUAUCAUCUCAUGUAUUUUGUAAUACUUAGAAUACAGUUGGGUGAAUAGGCCAAAAAUUAUAUAUAUAACUUCCAUUAUAGCUUUAUUAAAAUGUUUUAAAUUUACAUUACAUCAUUAUGUACUUGACAUGAAAUCUGAGUCAUAAUUUUAGAUGAAUCAAAGUUUAGAAAGAAUCAAGCAUUUAUUGUCAUUUGAUAAAAAAUGUUAUUGGUUAAAGUUAAAUGUCUGUUACGGAUGUUUUAAAUUUACGCUCCUGUAAAGUUUGUUGUAAAAUUGUGUAAACAGUUGUGAUUAUUGUAGAAUCUCAAGAAUUUUGAAAGUAGUAGGUAAGCUCCACUUGGAUUGUGCAUUUUUCUUAAGUGAAAAUUUCAUAAAUUUACAUACUUUAUUUUAUUUUAUUAUCAAAUUGGUGAUAGUGUAACAUUGUUUCCAAGAUCAAUCAGUAUUAGAGCGUAACGUGUAGACUUAUUAUAUACAUUUAUAUUACAUUAAUUAACUAUUAUGUAAUUAUUUGUGUUAGUAAGUUAUUUAAAUGUAAAGCAAAAUGAAACCAUAUUGUUUUAGGUUAUUAUUGUUUUAUUGCUACUAUUCUAGUUCCUUUCUGUCAUGUUUUAUAGAACUGCUGUGAUUUGAUUGGGCUUCUGCCGGUUUUGUUGCCUGAAAAUAAAUAAAUGAAAAUAAGUAAUGACAAUUGAUAUUUAGUUUUGUGAGCACUUAUAAAGAUUACUUUUUUCAUUUGAAUUUUAUACUAAAUGUUUGAACAGUUGUAAAUCUAGAUAGAAUAUAUUUUCUUAGAUGUUUAACUAUUCGAGGGUGACAGGGUGGGCUUGAAUUUUUCAAUUUAAGAAGAAAAUUUAACUUUUGUACUUUUUUAACAAUUAGGGCCUACUAAACCAGAUAAAACCAUAUUUGUUUUUUUCCUCAGUUUAAAAGUAUUUGACCUUACAAACAUGUUUAAAAAACCUAAGUCGUUUGGCUUGUAAUUAUGUAACUUUUUAAAGGUUCUAUACCAAUUUUGUAACCUUUAGAAAUUGAUAUAGAACAUUUUGGUUUGGACUAUAAGUAAAAUGUUGUAAAACAUUUUGCCUUAUUAUAUGUUAUAUUGUUGAUUAUAAAUAUUUGAAUAAUUUAAAUUAGUAUUAUUUUCAGUCUGUAUUCUAUGAUCUGUUAGUUAAACAUUUUAUACUUUUAGGAUGAAAUGCUAUGUACUAAAACUAAAAAAAUCUGCUUGUACUAAUUAACAUUUUGCAGGGAUAUUUAUUUUUUAAGAACAUAACAGAAAAGCAAAAUAUUGGGAUUCAACGAUAGACUUAAAUCUUGUGUAAUCACAAUCUAAUUUUAUUCAAUUUUGUAGUUAUGUGUAAACUAACAUUAUGUAUGUAUUAGUUAUAAGUUGUUAAAGAACUGGCUUUUGUAAGCUAGAAGGAAUAUAUGUAGAUGUAAAAAUAAUGUAAUAUAACAACAUUUUUAUUUAUUAGGAUGUAUAAUAUGUCUAGUUUUUUAAUGAAAAGAUUGAUUAAAUCAAGUAAAUUAAA